GCAGAGCUGCGGCUGGACGCUGCUCAGCGGCUCGCAAGCAGGAGAGGGCAUGGCACUCAUAUUCCAACAUGCAGCAGAUUUAUUUUGUCAAUGUGUGUAAUCCUCAGAUGAGGCGGAUCAUUAGGCUGCACACUGCACCCUGACUGGGGAUCUAUUCAUGUGCGCCUCUCCAUGUUCCUCAUCCCAUCACACUGGUAAAUCAACAGCGGCGACGCGCGCAAUUGAUGGACUCCUUGUGUUGUUAGAGGAGCUGGAUGGUGAAUUUAUCCCAGAAUUCAGCCACCAUGGAGUCGCUUAACGCCAGUGGAAUGGAUGCGUUCACAGUGGUCCAGCUGAAUUCCUCCUGGAGCCUGGACAGCGGAUAUUCUCUAGCCGCGAUAGCCGGCAUCGCGGCUCUCGUAAGUUUUCUGAUUCUUUUCACGGUAGUUGGAAAUAUUCUGGUGGUCAUCGCCGUGUUAACGAGCAGGGCGCUGAAAGCCCCCCAGAACCUGUUUUUGGUGUCUCUGGCCACCGCAGACAUCCUGGUCGCCACUUUGGUGAUGCCCUUUUCUCUGGCUAAUGAACUCAUGGGCUACUGGUAUUUCGGGAAAGUUUGGUGUGGCAUCUAUCUGGCUUUGGACGUUUUGUUCUGCACCUCUUCGAUCGUCCAUCUGUGCGCAAUCAGCCUUGACCGGUACUGGUCCGUUACGCAAGCUGUGGAGUACAACCUGAAGCGGACUCCAAAGCGCAUCAAGUGCAUCAUCCUGAUUGUGUGGCUGAUCUCUGCCGUCAUCUCCUCCCCGCCGCUCAUGUCAGUUGACAGCAACAAGGACACCAGCUCGCAGCCUCAGUGUGAGCUUAAUGAUGACACUUGGUACAUCCUCUCCUCCAGCACUGCCUCCUUCUUCGCACCCUGCUUAAUCAUGAUCCUGGUGUACAUCAGAAUAUACCAGGUGGCCAAAACCAGAACCAGGAGCGUAUCAGGGAAGAACCCCAGACCAGAUGGUGUCACACAAACUGAGAACGGACUGAGCAAGCCGUCUUCGCCUUUCCAAGGCGAGAAGGAGAACGGUCACUGCCAGUGCCCUCCUACACCCAGCCAACGCACGGUCACCAUGGGUCCACAGACUGAGGAGGCUGACAUAGAGGAGAGCUCCUCCUCAGAGGCCAAAAGUCACAAACCCCAGCAGCAGGAAUCACAGAGAGCCCCUGUGGGCGGCCAGAAGAAAAGCUCUCUUCCAACUCGUAUUUCUGGGGUGAGCAACAAGUCCAUGGAUCUCUUUGCCUCACGGAGGAAGUGUCGCCGGAGCUCAUUUGCCAGGAAAAAGGUCUCCCAGGCACGAGAGAAGAGGUUUACAUUUGUCCUGGCCGUGGUCAUGGGAGUGUUUGUGGUUUGCUGGUUCCCCUUUUUCUUCACCUACAGCCUAUAUGGAGUAUGUGGAGAUUCAUGCAAGAUUCCCGACCCACUCUUCAAGUUCUUCUUUUGGAUCGGUUACUGCAACAGCUCCCUCAACCCCGCCAUUUACACCAUUUUCAACCGGGACUUCAGGCGUGCCUUUCAGAAGAUCCUCUGCAAGUCAUGGAAGAAGUCCCCUUAGGCCUGAAAGGAAAAUUUAAGGAAUUGUGUUGCUCUUUGUUAAAUCUCAUUGUCUUGUUAUGUGUAUCUGUCACGAAAGCGCACACCCUCAACUAGCUGCUGGGGCAAAAUACUGUAUAUUUUCAUCACUAGGCUUCUUACAGACCUUCCUGAUCUGAUUAUGGAGUGGGGCCUUCCUUUAUGUCUGGGCUGUAAUGCUGUAAAGGUGUAUUUUCAGUAAAACUCUAAAUCAAUGAAAGAUACCAUUAUUUGGCAGCUAAAAGGUAAAAUAAGUACAGUAGAUACAUGCCUUUUUCAGUUUGUCGUUUUCUUUGUGAGUUUCCCAUUUUUCUGUUGUUAAGAUAAAUCAACAGUUUUAUUUAAAGCUUCAAUUAAGAAGUGCAUAAUGCAUGCAAGAAGCACAAAGUGAGAAUUCCAAUUAAGAUUGUGAAAUAGUUUAAAAAACAGCUUGACAUUUUUGGAAAUAUUAGUUAUAACUUUAUAUCUGAUAAAACAAACAUUGCUCCAGUGGUAAGAUCUAUUGCAAGAAAAAGCAACAGGUUAUUCUUUGUUAGCAUUUGUGUUUGCAAAUGAUCCCCAGAAUUAUCAGAUACCCCAGAAGGCACCUGUGGGAAAUGCCAAAAAAAGCCAACUUGCUGUUUCAGGGAGGUGUCUGUUUUUGUUAUGAAGUAGCAAGCUGAGUCUUCCUGAAUGAAUUGCUAAUGUUAAGCUUCAGUUUUUGCACAGUAAAGGAUGUUUAAUGUGCUAAUUUAUGGGCUAAAGAAAUUCUGGUUGAGACAAAUCCUUACCACCAACUUUCAUUUUUUCCAGUUUAAACUAAAUAAAUCCAGGUUCAAAUAAAUGUAAAAAAAUUGUUCAAAAUUUUGAAGUGAGCUUCUGUUAAGAUGUUGUAAGCAGUCAAUAUCUUACCUGCAGUAGACAACUCUCCUUCAGUCUUCUGUUACUAUAAAUCCAGAUAAACUGGUUUCAGAAGCUGAGGCUUUGAAGACCUCUACCUUCUGAAAACAACUCCAAUUUCACAAAUGUCACUGCAGUUUAUGUGAAUGCUAUAAUAAAAAAUGUAAAAAGGGAUCUAAAAGUAAAUCAGUGUAAAUAUUUCUGCUGUACCACACAGUUGAACUUUAAAUGUUCUGUUCUUAGUACGUGUUUCACACAAGAAGAUCAUUGGUGGAGCUCCUCCUCUAACCAUCAUUUGCUAAGUAAAUAAUCUUUAUUGUAAGUAUAAAUCCUAUCCAAUUGAUACAUGAUGGCUUUUAGGUUCAUAAAACACCAUUUAUAUAAACUCAUUUGAUGUUUUUGAGAUUGGAGUUGUUUUAAGAUGGUAGAGCUCAACCUUGGUCUAGGGCCCUCUUGGACUUUAUGUUAUCUUCAGCCCCCAAGACCAACUGAUCUGGAUAUAUAUUAAAUAUAGAAAGAGGUAUUAGAGGUGGUAGAUUGACUUUUGAUAACUUUUCAACAGAACCUGCUUUCAGAAUCCUGAUCAUUUCAGGCCUUAGUCACGUAAAGUUCAGCUUUUCUUCUGAAUUUAAACUCCAGUUUAUAUUGACCUGUUAUGCAGUUCUGUGGUUUGUUGCUGAAUCUGUCAAUUUGACCCAUAAAAAAUAUACACAACUGUAACUUUCAGCACUUUUUGGUUGACUUUUUCUUAAAAAUGAAACUUCUUAGUUACAUUGAAAUUGUAACCAAACUUUGACUGUUCAUUUUUUUAUUUGUUUAAUUUGGCUAUUUUGCAAACCCAGUCCUGGGUCAAAUAUUCCUGAGUUGAUUGGUUGGGUGUGAGCCAGUAUACUGGGUUAGCUUUUCAGCCCCCCAAAAAGGUAAAGGGACUAAGGUCUAAUGUUAAAGCUACCUAGGAACAGAUUGGCAAGAAUUUACCUAAAAUACAAAACCAGGGAUGUUUUAGAUAGGAUGAAUGAUAUGUAUUUUUAGUUUAAUUCAGCCAAUAUGCAUGAAAUAGAAAAAAAUAUGAACACAACAAAGUCAUAAUAUAGAGUGCUGGUCAUUGUACCCUUUCAAAACGUUAAACCUUUGCAUUUUUAAUACUGUAGUACCCAUGAUUUUUGAUUACAUAAUUGAGCAAUACCUACUUUGACAACUGAUGAAUUAAAGGAAUCUUAGUUUUUUUCUGUAAUUUCCUCAUACAGUAGUCUAUUACCCACAUGUUUUCACUUGGAGUUAAUUUGAUUUGAUCAUGGAUCAUAAUAUGUAAUAUUUCAUAAAAAUAACUGGCCCAAACAGAUCAGAACCAUUAUCAAUGGAAAUAGGGUUUAACACUAUAUAUAUAUAUAACUCAUUUUAUAAAACUGUAUUAAAUACUUUGUUCCCGUCUAUGGUUCUUCUGUUAAAACUCCAAAACAAAACAAUUGACAAACUUAAAACAGGCAUAAAUGUCUAAUACAGAAACAAUGCAAGACAACUUAAAGUAGAAAUACAUAUACAUUGUUGUAUGUUUGUAUUGACUUUAUUACUAAGUCUUUGGUCAAAGUUUGACUGUUGAACUAAAACUAGCCUGUGCUAGCUACUUUGUAGUUAAAAGGCUAAGUAGCUCCUGCUAGUUUUUCCUAGCUACUUAAGAGGAAAAUGCUAAGCAGCUACCAUUAGUUUGUUCUAACUACUUAGUUGGUAAAAUAAUAAAAAGAGAGCACUAGCUUGCACUUUUUAUAGUUGGUCAAAGAAAAGGUAGGCCUAACCAUCACUAGCUACCACUAGCCACCAAACUACCAAACUACUUAGCUGACAAUAGGCAUAGAACAAACUGGAUCUCAGUUGUGAACUAAAGUCAUUAACACAACUUUGUAAGGCUAAGAGAUCAAAUAAACUUUGAUUUUCCGCAGCAUGACCAUAAAAUGAAAUAAUAAUACAAUAAUUAUUAAUAAUUAAAUAAUGCUUUAUCUUUAACAUUAUAAUACAACAUUUACUAUCUUAUCAUUUCUUGUUUCAUUGUGUGAAAAAGGUUCAGUGAAAUCUAAUCAAGAUGUUUAGUUAAAAUUGUCGUUCUGUGUAGAAUGAAUGAUGAGAGUGAAUUAUGUGGUGUUUGGUUAAAUAUCAUAAACACACCAAUUGGGCUAAAUAUAAAUAACCCAGCAGUUUUUUUGGUGUGCAGAGAUGUUUUUAAUCUUUGACCAGGAUUUGCGUCCACAGUGUUGGAAACCAUUACCUUAAAUUUUAACAGUAUUUCCUUUGCAAUCCUGUUUCCUUGCUUUAGCUUGCUCGUGCCGAUGUCAGCAUUUGAAUUUUUCAUGAACCCUGCUGUAAACAGACUCUUGAUACUGUAAUAGUAAGGCUGGAGGCUUUGAACGUUGUCACAGUAAUACACAAACCUGACUAAUGAUGAUUUGAACACAAUAAGUUAGUCUCUGACACUGACAUCUGCAUUGUGUUUAGCUUUGAGAAGACUGUGAGAAGUGCUGGCAUUAUCUUUACUUAGAUAUAAGAAACGUUUUUUAUGAUGUGCAAUAGAGGUCAAAAUUUUCACAAUGACCCUAAACUGCUAAGAAACAUGCAUUUACUUUGCAGUUAAUUUAUUUAAAAAAAAACUACCUCUGUUAUGUUCUGCUGCUGCUGUUGGAUUUGGCAAAGUGCAGUACACACCCUUCUUCUGCUUAAUCUGUUUGUUGUUGUGCAAAAAUAAAAGAUAAAGAA
Molecule: messenger RNA, 5218 nt
Organism: Girardinichthys multiradiatus
Lineage: Eukaryota; Metazoa; Chordata; Actinopteri; Cyprinodontiformes; Goodeidae
Product: alpha-2 adrenergic receptor-like
Exons: 1
Coding region: 255-1577 (440 amino acids)
Biological process (GO): adenylate cyclase-activating adrenergic receptor signaling pathway; platelet activation; regulation of smooth muscle contraction
Cellular component (GO): membrane
Molecular function (GO): alpha2-adrenergic receptor activity
Source: RefSeq, a predicted model, not a curated record